CACUUCCGGUACCCGGCGGAGAUGACGUCAGCGUACGGCAGCCUGGAAGCGCGAAGCGUCAAAACAGCCACGGAAAUGAAACCAACUAUGAAUGAAAAAUCGUUUGUUUUACGGUAAACUUUUAUUGUCUCAGGAUGAGCAUGCAUCACAGCACCAGCGUGCGUAAGAUCUCCAUCGCCUCCGAGCCUGAUCGUGAAUUUUUUCUUAAACUGGAGUGGGCCGAGGAUCUCGGAUCUGGAUUUGUCAUUCUUCUGUCCGAUGGUGUGUCUGCGUGGAGCGGUGAAGUUUCAGAAGAGGACGUGUCCCGGGAAGCCCGCGACAUAGAUAUGAAAAGAGAGCGUUAUGUUCAGGAUCUACACCUGGCCCUGACCGGAGAGGGACAGAUAGGAGAGGGGGAGUACAGCUUUCACCUGGCACCCCUGAGACCCGGCAGCCCCCUGAUGCAGCUGUCUUAUGAGAGGGUGCAGAACGAUAUCUCGUUCAAGCUCGGUGUGGUGGACCUGCAGGCUGUGCCUGAACCCACUGAAGUCAUAAGGGAGCUCAUUACUCACAGCCUGGAGCUCAGCAAACAUCUGCAGGCCAAAAACCGGCACCUGCUUGAAGAGAACCAGAAACUGAGACGGGAACAAGAACACAUCACCACCGAGAUGGAAAAGUACGUCCAGGGAAAGGAGACCCUGGAGAAGGAAUUGUAUAGCCGCUUUGUCUUGGUUCUAAAUGAGAAGAAGGCCAAAAUCCGAGCUUUGCAGGCGAAAGUCGACGAAUUUCAGCAGUCUAUGGAGGAGGAUCGACUGAGAAAGAAAAAGUCUGAAAGUGAAGAUCAGGAGGUGAGUGAAACCGCAGCAGAUAAGAGUCCAGGGGAGGAGAGUGAUUAUGGGGGAAGCACAGAAGAAGAACAGGAUCAGGAACUCAGACGUCCAGACCAAAGCGCUCCUGCUAAAGAUAUGCCUGAAAACAGCCCAAUGGAUGACAGUCUAAAUGACAUCACAGAUGUAGCCCCCUGCCGCAAACGACGCCAUCGUCAUCUCCAAAAGCUGGAGUCUGAGGCCAAAAGAGCUGCGCUGGUGCAGAGAUCCAGAGAGAAGCCGACAGAAGAGGCCAAAGCAGAAACGAGCAGAACUCCAAAUGUCCAACAGAGACCAGCCGUGACUCCGGCUGUACCUGAUCCAGAUGAUCUCUUUGAAGAUUUCUGACCUUCUGCAAAUCAUGAUAACACUGACUUUUUUAAACUUAAAUAAUAAAAUUAUACAUUUAAACUAUUUUUUACAAUAAAUAUGAAUACAUUUUUACAAUAUUAAGAGUAAAAGAAGGCUAUUUGAACUGUAAAUUGUGUUAAACUACAAUGCAAGUAAAGUCUUUUUCAUUUA
Messenger RNA from Paramisgurnus dabryanus, 1367 nucleotides. It is a transcript of the gene xrcc4, whose product is annotated as X-ray repair complementing defective repair in Chinese hamster cells 4. Gene Ontology annotation, cellular component: DNA ligase IV complex; nucleus; DNA-dependent protein kinase-DNA ligase 4 complex. Gene Ontology annotation, molecular function: DNA binding. The record is from RefSeq and is a predicted model, not a curated record. Gene Ontology annotation, biological process: positive regulation of ligase activity; immunoglobulin V(D)J recombination; double-strand break repair via nonhomologous end joining. NCBI's taxonomy places the organism in Eukaryota, Metazoa, Chordata, Actinopteri, Cypriniformes, Cobitidae.